UAAAAACUAAAGACUACAUUGGUUAAGCCAAACACCCAAAAAAGAUGUGCUUAUUUAAACACCAUCUCCUUUCUCUCAUAUCAACUCACAGAUAGAGAGAGAAACUCUACACUCUAUACUCUAAACUCUAAACACCCAAUAGUUAGAGAGAGAAAGGGUGUGUUUGUAACUAACUGACAUUUUAGGAGGGAAAAAAAGCCACAACCCACAAUACACAAUCCUGCAACAACUACUAGUAUUUACUACUAGCAUUAACAUAGCUUUCUGCCUCCCUAUACUACUCCUUUUUCCCCUCUCUCUGCAUCAACCAAACAUAGAAAGAUUGUCUGUUAGAGAGAGAAAGUUUUUACCUAAAACCCACAAAAACCCAGGUCCAAAUUUUGCUUUUACUUGCCUAAAUUGUUGUUUUUAUAACAAAAUUUGACCUAAAAGUUUAAAAAAGUUAGAGAUUUUUCAUUGAGUUUUAGAGUGAGAAAGUUGAUUUGUAUUAGAAAGUUUAGAUAUGUUUGCUGCUGAGAAUGGUUUGAGAGGAGAUCCAAGGCUUCAAGCCAUUUCUGAAGCUAUUAGGGUUGUUCCUCAUUUCCCUAAACAAGGUAUAAUGUUCCAAGAUAUAACAACAUUAUUGUUGGACCCAAAGGCCUUUAAACAUACUAUUGACAUAUUUGUUGAUAGAUACAAAAACAUGAAUAUCUCUGUUGUUGCUGGUGUUGAAGCUAGAGGAUUCCUGUUUGGCCCCCCAAUUGCGCUAGCUAUUGGGGCAAAGUUUGUACCAUUGCGUAAACCAAGGAAAUUGCCUGGAGAAGUUAUUUCCGAGAAUUAUGAUCUCGAGUAUGGAACCGACUGUUUGGAAAUGCACGUUGGUGCAGUUCAGCCUGAGGAACGUGCAUUGAUAAUCGAUGAUCUAGUCGCUACUGGCGGUACACUUUGCGCAGCUAUUAAACUUCUUGAACGAGUUGGUGCAAAAGUUGCUGAAUGUGCUUGUGUAAUCGGAUUGCCUGAAGUUAAGGAUAAGUUCAAGGACAUGGGAACGCCGCUCUAUGUUCUUGUAGAGCCACGCAUGUUAGAAGACAGCCGUUUAAGGUCAAAUACAAAUGUCAAAAAUGGACAUGCGUAGACCAGUGGAUGGUUUUGAACCAUCAAGAACCUAAGCUCGUUUGAUCUCAUUAUGUUGAUGGAGGCAACAAUCUAUUGAAAGAUUGACGAUGGCGAUACUGAGACAUGUUUCUUACUUGUAUUGAGAACUCUACUCUUACCCCCCUUCCCACCCUCCACUAUUGCUGUGUAACAAGUUCAAACUCAAGUUGGAUAUGUGUUUUUUUAUUCAUCAUACAAGUUUGUUCUAAAAACUUGCAACUGUUAUUGCUCCUAGACAUGCAUGUUUCCGUUUGAUAGAGGGCCUAGAACACCGCCUUGACAAGGUGGUGCUCGUUGUAUCGAUUGAGGGGCCAUUGUUUUAGUGUUAGAAGUGGAAUAUAUUAGCUUGGAUAUUCAUUCAUGUAGAAUUGUUGAAUCAACAAUCUAGUAUUUCGCAUGA
This is a messenger RNA of Amaranthus tricolor (Joseph's coat), 1534 nucleotides long. Its product is annotated as adenine phosphoribosyltransferase 5-like. The record is from RefSeq and is a predicted model, not a curated record. The transcript is spliced from 7 exons. The coding region runs from base 503 to 1114 and encodes 203 amino acids. Gene Ontology annotation, biological process: adenine salvage. Lineage: Eukaryota; Viridiplantae; Streptophyta; Magnoliopsida; Caryophyllales; Amaranthaceae. Gene Ontology annotation, cellular component: cytosol; cytoplasm. Gene Ontology annotation, molecular function: adenine phosphoribosyltransferase activity.